AUGUCUUCCGGUGGCAAGUCUGGUGGCAAGUCGGGUUCCGAGACCAAGUCGUCGUCGCGUUCGUCCAAGGCCGGCCUUCAGUUCCCCGUCGGUCGUAUCCACCGUCUCCUUAAGCGCGGCAACUACGCCCAGCGUAUCGGUUCGGGUGCCCCCGUCUACCUCGCUGCCGUCCUCGAGUACCUCGCCGCUGAGAUUCUCGAGCUCGCCGGUAACGCCGCCCGUGACAACAAGAAGUCGCGUAUCGUGCCCCGUCACCUGCAGCUCGCCGUCCGCAACGACGAGGAGCUCAACAAGCUCCUCGGCUCGGUCGUCAUCUCGCAGGGUGGUGUCCUCCCCAACAUUCUUUCCGAGCUCCUCCCCGCCAAGACCGGCGGCAAGAAGGGCAAGGCCGCUGCCUCCCAGGAAGUCUAA
Molecule: messenger RNA, 411 nt
Organism: Apiotrichum porosum
Lineage: Eukaryota; Fungi; Basidiomycota; Tremellomycetes; Trichosporonales; Trichosporonaceae
Product: histone H2A
Exons: 2
Coding region: 1-411 (136 amino acids)
Cellular component (GO): nucleosome
Molecular function (GO): DNA binding; structural constituent of chromatin; protein heterodimerization activity
Source: RefSeq, a predicted model, not a curated record